AUGUUCCCUCCCACAAUCGGAUCUCCGAUCUUCUCUGUGGAAUCUGGCGAACGUUAGUUCUCGACGUAAGAAUGGUAGAGCUUUUCAUUACGAUCCUCAGUUUUGCCCCACCUACAGGAGGCGGCUACGUAACUGAUUAAAUGUGCGUAAAUUACUGAAAUAAAUGAAUGAGCAAAUCAAACAGCGUUUAUAAGAUGUCCUUUGAUAAGUUUUCGCCUAAGUACCCACCACGAAUUGCUGUACUCCGGGGUUUGACAUUUAGUCAACUUCUGUCUGAUACUGCGUUCCAGAAGGGUUACGAGAAGUUCCGGCGUAAUUUUUCCUAUUUUCUUGAUGAUAGCUUGUUCAUUCACAUCUUGAUCCACCUUUUUUACUAAGGACGACAAAUAAAUUUUCGAGUGUUGUUUUGGUAAACGUUUUCCGUUUUCAUUAAUACCCUCUACUAAAAUAGCCCAUUGGUGGACAAAGGUGGCCUAGGAUAAUUAGUAACAUAGAAACUUGCUUGGCUACAAGGAGACACUGAUUUCUGUUCACAUUUACAAAUCUCCUUACUUGGUAGCAUUACUCAGAAACAUAGUCUGCUUGAGAAAACGACUUCUCCCCGAACGCAUCUGAUGGCGAGCCCUUAUUUCGUAGCAUCACCUCUUAGGGUUUAGGGUCAGGGGUUAGUGUUAAACGAGCUGUUAUCACCAGUCCCGUAUGACAGGCGGCUGGGGCUUAUCUACUGCAGGUACGGUUACGACGUAAGAUCCGACUCAUUUGACGAAUCAUUAGAAUGCUGACCGUUUGAGAUGCCUCAGAGGGCGCAUGUGUAGCAUCCGGCCUAUAUCAUGAAAUGUUGACCAAAAUGCUGAAUGUAUGUUUUUGACUGGGGACCACCGUAUGUGACAUACCUCGCGGAAGAUGCUAAAAUUUACGAAAGAUUGCUACUCACACGCAAACCGGCACUACCGAAUGGAUCAAAGCCUUAAUAUAAUAAUGAACGACUUUAAGUGGAUGGAAAUCAAAAUUUUUAUUCCGUUGUCUAGAAAUACUGACUUUUUGAGGAAUGCUGGAAAUUCCGAAAACGUCAAAAAUCCUUGUAGCUGAAAAAACACAAGGUGGAGACGUACAGAAGGUCUGUCCAUGGAAAAAAAGACUAGAAAACAACACAACGCAAGCAGAAUAACGUUUUAAAAGAGACCUUUGGCACUUACAUAUUCAUUAAGAAUUAGUGUAAUGUCAAGUGUGACUGUUAACCAACAGUUCACAGUUUGAGUAUCAAUUUCAACAUGGUUUACGAAAAUUGGCUCUAUUCUUUUCGUUAUGCAUUGUUUGGGAUGCCGCUUACCAAGCCAAACAGGAAUGCACUCGAUUUCACCGAUAGCGACGUCGCGGAACCUAAAUUUUCCAUAAAAAUGAAUGUUGAUAGGUGGGUCAGGAACUAAUAGAAUUGUUAGGUGCAAUCGUAAACAAACCGUUUUACGCGUAAUAAGAGGAAUUUUCUUCCGGCAAAUUCCUUUAUGGUUAUUUUUAGUGCCCGAGGAUGUGUUUCAAUCGUUCCUGAAAAAUUGGUAAAUAGUUCACGAUUUUCAGCGUUCACGUAUAUAUUCUGUCCUGUAUGUUUGUUAAAACUUUCUUCCAGGCAUUUACCGAAAUAGUGAGCUUUCGAAUAUUAUUUUCGAGGCAGACGGCCGUUUGGGUCAUGUUUGUAGACUCACCCUAACAUGAAAUAUUAUCGUCGCAAAAAAUGAACGUUUGAAACGAACGUCGGUAGUCAAUAUGCCUUAGAUCAGCCAAAAAUGAAUUUUUUUUAUUAAAAAAGGUAAAGUGCGCAGACAUCAGCCAGCAAAAUACCCAACCGGAGCGCUUUCUAAAUAUGCAAUAAUAUCAGCAUUCGACAGUGUGCGCCACUUUGUAUUUCAAAGUCUUCUACCCUCUUAAAGUCGCCAAAAUAGGCCAGACUUCCUAAGGGAUUACGCCGACAGCCCAUUGUAUUUGCACCACAGGAGGUUCAACAAGUAAUGCCCUCUGUGCUAACAUUCCUUGUGGUGUUUUCCUGUAAUUCACUUAACUGCCGAAGAUACCGUGGCGAUUUUGUGUGCGUAAACUGGGAAAGAUCACUACGUAACUUGUUGGUACUUGGCGAACCGAUUUACUUUCCAAUUUAUUUAUUCGAAGUUGUAUUGGUGCCAUUCCAGCCGAUCUUCUUGAUUCUCCAUCAAAGUGAAUGUGAGUAGUUUUUUGGUUCAACAAAUGGCUUUUGAGUUUACAAAAAACGCCUCUCUUCUCAGCAUCUAGAUCCAAAUAGGUGUCAUAUUAACCAUCUUAGGGUGGAUUAAUCAGAUUUCUCGAACGUCUGCCGAAUUUCCCCUUGAGGAAGUUGCGUGGCCAUGAGCAAUUACGAUAAUUACAUUCCCUGUGCAAAUCUGCCGUGCCAACUCUUCACAAAAAUCAUUUUCAAAUCUCACUACACGUUUAACAACGAAAUUGUAGGGCACUUUCCUAUGCUGAUGCCUUUCCUAGACUUCGGUGGCGCAUUUAAAUGGGGUUUUUAUUGAAAGAAUACUAAUUCACUCUUGAAGGUUUUACUAAACAGAGCUUGCCGCACUUUGAAAUCGAUUUUUGUCCGAUUCUAACCGUGUAAACCAGGUUGCUAACACACAGGUUAUUUCUAUAGAACAAGGAGUUUUAUCGGUUUUCUGAAGUCAGAGUAGCAGGAAUAACGCACACAGGCAAUCCCUCGUUUAAAUGGACCGAAAUUGUUUUGCCCUUUGGAAAAUUAUUUUUGUCCCAGAAAUUACCAUCACCGAACAACCAUUUUCAGUUUCGAGCAUAUGACAUAUUGCUUUUCGUGCAGUUUAGCCUAUGCGCAUACCUAAUUCAGAAAUGGAACGAGCAAAAUACUAACAUUUUCAGUAAAAUAUCACUAUUUAUGUGGGAACUCUGCCAUGCAUUGAUAAUCGUAGAACGGAAUGUAAAAGCGAGCAAAAACAUUGCAAAUGGCCGUAGUGUAAAGAGGAAGGCAUGUUCUUACGUUUACGUAAAAAAAGUAUUUUUAUUGUUUAGGAAUGUGAAAAAAACGACUAAAAGAGCCAAAUGUUUUCUUGAUCUCGCCGUGAAAAAAUGCAAAGUACACAGAGAUCCGUCAACGAAGUGCAGUAUUAAAGCACUCCUUAAAGAGGUUACUUGUUAGAAAAAGUUGUGCAAUUGAUCGAAGGCAUAUUCGUUGCUGACGUUCGUUGUGGACGUCUUUUUUAUUCGACGAUGAAGUUUCAUGUUUGAGUGAACAUUCAAAUGGGAUCCAAAUGACCUGCAUGAAAAGGACGCCCAAACACUCGGUACAUCGGUAAAUGUCUUCAAGAAGUAUCUUAUAUUAAAGUCUUAAACAGAAACAUAAUAGAAAGUUUGUCUUUAUGGGCGACCGGGAGAAAACACUAAAAAUCAUGAAGUAUUCAGCGAUAUUUCAAGGCCGAUCAGAAAAUCAACGUAAUGCAGUCCUGCGGGAUCUCUCUCGAGCCCAACCAGCAGCCGCACAGCAGCUACUGGGUGGACUCGUGAGAGAGCCCGUAAGGCACAACGGGACGGGUGAGUUCCGUAAGAACGAUCGGUGAACGCCCCUCUAUCAGUGUAUAUUCCCGAUCGAAACCGACAGGACAACGGGCCCGUGACCCAGUGAUUAGAGGCUUUGGACUUCUAACUAACAGGUCUCGAGUUCGGGCCCCACGUGUUCCACACCUCGAACUUGGGUAUGACUGGCUGAUGACGGCUAAUAAGCCUUGAUUGGCUAUUCCAGCCUCCCUUGUCUUUGUCGGUAAUAACAUCUUGACAAAAUAGUAUGUUUACGAUUACGCCUGUCAAUUCUAUUUAACUAUACUAGGCACCGAUUGGCCUGGCAGUAUGUGACUUUAUAAAAACUUUUGUUCCUAUGACGUCCCCAUUGGCGAAAUCAAGCAAAACCCUGUUUCUCUUAUUAAACCACAUUUCGCUCAUAUCAAAUCAACCAAAAUACCAUGAAUCCUGGGAAAACUGUUUUGGAAUCUACACUCAGACUUUAGGCUGUUGGCAGACUGCCAUACUUGGCAUUACGCUAAUCCUAAAAGGAUAUUUAAAUAUAAACGUCAAUAAAACGCCAUUCCCAAAUAGCAUUAUGUGUGUGCUUUCAUAUUUACUCAGUUUUUUCGCAUGAGAAGACAUUUUGUACAUUUAAAAACGAAGUUCACUAAAUUACAGACAUUUUUUCAGGAUUUAUCGCUUUUCUAAAAGAAUCGUCAAUUCAAGACAACGUAACACUGCCUUCAAUAUUUCUUUUGUGUUUUUAAUUCUUUUAAAGUUGUGCUUAAUUAACAUAGAUAUUGGAUCCAUGCAUCGCUGUUGGUUUGCGAGUGAGUGGCACCUUUCGUGAGUUAGGUAUCGCACUGUGUGUGGGGAAAAAAACAAUUUUAGGUGCAGUAAGUUCCAUCUGGUAACCCUCAAGUUUAGAAGACUCUUCUUGUAGAAAAACACAUGCACAUGUGCAAACUUAGUCCAGAUUAGCUAUUAUCAUAGUCGACCACCCGAAUACAAAAUAACGUGGAUUUCCGCUCAAAUUUGUAAACAUUCUGACUGGCCAAAUUAUUUAUAAACAUUAUCGCGUAGGAAAAGAUAACAUUUUCCAGAAUAGGCUAAGCGAAUAAGUAAAAUGUGCAGCAUUUUAACUGCGUACAAUUGAUCGUCUCGAUUUCUUUCCGCCAUGUUUCAUGAAUCAGGUCACAUGCCGUAUUUUGGUGGGGUUAAAGUAUUGAUUGCCGCACAGCAUAAUCGCAUGAUUUUUUAACCGCGACAGGAUACCGGCUUUUGAAUAUGCUUUGACCAUUCCGCCUGUAAAAUCCACACUCGGAAGAAGAAAUGACUACUUAAGCAGUAUGCAUUUUCCUGCUGAUUUUCGCUGCCCUCAUAAAUUCAAACGUCUUUUUUAACAAAAUAUGCACAAAAAUAUUAUUUCGUGUAAUCAUGCACAUGGGUCACAUGCACAAGGGGUUGAAGUAUUUAUAGGAUGCAGUUGCCAUGCUACCGAAAAUUUUGGCGAACGCUUCCGUAUGUCAAAAACUUGGGGUUGGAGUUGCACACAGACCGGAGGCAACCCUUAGGCGUCAGGUAAUGAAACUGGAAUACCCACUGCCCCGGCAAGAAACAUCUGGAGUCGUUUAUCGGAUCUCGUGCAGUUGAGGACAACGCAACUACGUCGGCGAAACCGGAAGACAGCUCCGAAUGAGAAUGACCGAGCACGCUGCAGCAGUGCGAAGAAAUGACGCCAGCUCUCAAGUUGCUGCUCAUUCGACGAGCUCCGGCCACACAUUCCCAUUCGACUAGGCCGAAAUUCUCGCAAGAGGCGACAACUGCGUGAGCUGGGAGCUGCUUGAGUCAUGGUUUACGGGUCCCCAUUUUAUUAACAAGUGUAAUGACCUUCCUCUUGCAUACCCGGUACUGAGACUUCACCCAGGGCGGAGUAAUUAGACACGCGGGGAGCGCAGAGGUGAACACUUUUACCAACCUCAGGGUCGGUGCGUCAGAUGGUCGAGCCACUAUCACACCAACAUCCAACGCACUUGAUGAAAUUGCAGCAAUUAACGACGCUAAUGUCGGCCGUCAAAUUGCCAGCUCACCAAGUGCAACGAUCACUGAAGGGGGGGGGGAGCCCUGAAUAUUCAUAAGUAGGCGGUGCAUGACGACUGCAUACUAUGAAUACCGCAGCCCCUUGUGCAUGAACCACCCGUAUGUUUUUGUUUCUGAUGAUGGGUUCGAGCAGGAAUCCGAAACGUCAGGCUAAUAAAGCUCUUGUCCCAGCAAUCGUGCCUCCUUCGUCAAGACCACUUCCUGGGACUCGUCUCUUCGCUUCUAUUGGCAUCGAAAAUCAUUGGGGAAAAUGCAUGCAAUUUAAGUAAUUUUUACUGGAUGUGGUUUCUACAGGCGGAUGGACCAGAGCUUAUUUUAAAAGCGUCAUCUUGAUGUGACUGAAACAUAUUGCGACUAUGUUGCGCGGUUGCCAAUGUAAUAACCCCUCCUAAUUACUUCCUGCUAGUCUAAAAUACAUUCCAGAAUUUUGUAUUCGCACCUGUUAGAGGUUAGGGUUAGGACUAUGGGUUAGGGGCAAUAAUUGGGAUUAGGGUUAGGGGCUAGAGUUAGGGGUUAAUGUUAGAAGUUAGGUGUAGUGUUUAGGGUUAGGUUAAACCGUAUGACAAGCGGCUGGGGCUUGUCUAUUACAGGUACAGCUACAAAUUAAGGUUCGAUCCACAAUUUCAGUUAACAUUUCGUGAGAUAGACCAGGUACCGUAAAUUUCCAUCAUUACACUUCAUUAGUUACAUCACAUACUCCUGGGUUGAGUUCUGUUUGGACGCUAAUAAACCGUAUAUGAUGAUUGUGGUCUUUUUGUCGUAGACCACAUUCCAACCCAUCUGUCCGUGUGAGUUCAGCGAUGUUUGUCUUUCCUUUCCAGAUGGCGUCUUCGGAGCUCUAAUGGAUGUCUCCCUUGUGAACGACGGACCGGUAACUAUUGUGUUGGAUUCAAAGGUGCGCGAGGACGGCACACUCAAGGGGGUUGCCAGCUCACCUGCUGAUCUCCAAGACAAUGCUGCAGCCUCCGGAGAUCCUUAG
Spirometra erinaceieuropaei is the source of this 6613-nucleotide messenger RNA. The record is from the annotation of a GenBank genome assembly. NCBI's taxonomy places the organism in Eukaryota, Metazoa, Platyhelminthes, Cestoda, Diphyllobothriidea, Diphyllobothriidae.